CACAUUUUGAAUGUCUGUUGUGGUUUAGGUGAUACAAGAAUUUAUUUUAAUAUUAAGUGACUAUCCAAGCGUAUUAAUGAUGGGUCUAUUAAAUAUUUUAAGAAAGUUACGUUCAAAUCCAGAUAAAGAAUUGCGUCUAUUACUGCUUGGUUUAGACAAUGCUGGUAAAACAACACUUUUAAAGCAAUUGGCAUCAGAAGAUGUAAAUCACGUUACUCCAACUGCAGGUUUUAAUAUUAAAUCCGUACUAUCUAGCGGAUUUAAAUUGAACGUAUGGGAUAUUGGAGGACAACGAAAGAUACGUCCAUAUUGGAGGAAUUAUUUCGAAAAUACUGAUAUCUUGAUUUAUGUCGUGGAUUGCUCAGACCAUCAACGACUUGAAGAGACAAGUCUAGAAUUAGCGGAACUACUGCAGGAUGAUAAGUUACGUGGUGUACCAUUAUUAGUGUAUGCUAAUAAACAAGAUUUGGAUACUGCUUUACCAGCCAGUGAAGUCGCGCAACAUCUUGGUCUUCAUUUAAUUAGAGAUCGUACAUGGCAAAUACAGGCCUGUGUUGCCAUUGAAGGAACAGGAGUGAAGGAGGGUAUGGAAUGGGUAUGCAAGAAUAUACCAGUCAGGAAAUAAAGCCUACAUUGGAUAUAGUAAAUAGUUAAUAUUUGAAUUAGUCCUUUAUCUUUGAUAUUUUCAUCAAAUUAUUGCACUAUGUAUGUAUUUUAUGCAAUAAAUUGGUAUGAUAUUAAUCAAUAGGGAUAUAAAGUAAAGUUAAAAUCAAACACUAUGUUAUAUUUGAAUGUAUAAAAAAAUCUCUGAUCUUUUCUCCUAUAAUAGCCUAAUGCUCCUAUUAUAGUCAAUAGCCUAAUGGUUAAGGGUACGGAUUUCCGAUCACGAGGUCAGGGGUUCGAUUCCCGCCAUUCGA
This is a messenger RNA of Papilio xuthus (Asian swallowtail), 917 nucleotides long. Its product is annotated as ADP-ribosylation factor-like protein 3. The record is from RefSeq and is a predicted model, not a curated record. Gene Ontology annotation, molecular function: GTP binding; GTPase activity. The transcript has 5 exons. Lineage: Eukaryota; Metazoa; Arthropoda; Insecta; Lepidoptera; Papilionidae. Bases 77 to 625 code for a protein of 182 amino acids.